Messenger RNA from Ictalurus furcatus (blue catfish), 1956 nucleotides. Its product is annotated as deleted in malignant brain tumors 1 protein. Bases 991 to 1950 code for a protein of 319 amino acids. The transcript has 3 exons. NCBI's taxonomy places the organism in Eukaryota, Metazoa, Chordata, Actinopteri, Siluriformes, Ictaluridae. Gene Ontology annotation, cellular component: membrane. The record is from RefSeq and is a predicted model, not a curated record.
CCGAAAUGACAACAAAGCUCACUUGACUUGACUUGCUUAAACAGAGUUAACAAGUUUCAGAAACAUUUCCAGCCCAACAUCUCAUAAACCACACAAAUGACCUUAAACUAGCCCACAAAUUUUUUACAUUUUGAAGAAAAAAAAAUUAUUAUUAUUUUUUUUCAGCUGUGACUAAUAUAAUGCUAAUAUACUCUGAUGUAGCUCAUGUUUUAUUUUUAAUUCAGUUUAUGUUAAGAUUAUUAGACAAAAGACAGUUUGGGGUUUUCAUUUUCAUUUUAGUUCAAUUAAAUUUCUUUAAUUUCACCCCUUCUCUUUAUUUUCUCUCCAUAGCCAGAAUCUUUAGUGCUUCCUUGCUGGCUGGUAAGUAAAUUUUUCGUUUGAAACUUUUUUGUUGUUGUUCUUUUAAUUUUUUUCUCCCAUAUAUUGUUACCUGCUUUGUGUUUUUUUUUUUUUUUUUUUGGUUUGUUUGUUUGUUUGUUUUCUUUCUUUUUCUUUUCGUUUUUCUAAAAUUUUCUUUGACAUAUUGUUUCCUGUUUUGUGACUUAUUUUAUUAAUCAUAUGGAUAUUUUUUCUCUUUUAUUUUUUUCAUUAAUUUAUUUUAUUUUUAAACUUUACUUUCCUACUCUUUUUUCCUCUGGCUCUUUUAGGAGUGGCUUUCAUAGAAGUAUAACUCCAAGAGGAGGAGGUUGUAGGUUUUUUAAAAAGAGUUAAAAGGUGUUUGACCAUAAGAGCCAAUGCAAAUCAUGUAAAGUUUACUAUUGAUUAUAUAAAAGUCCUGAAAUAAAUAGCAAUGCAGAAAUGUAAUCAUAUUAGGCCAAGUGGCAACAUUGUAAUGAAAUUCAUAAUCAUUAAUUAAUAUUAGCAUUCAUUUUGCUGUUUGUCUUAGAUGGUGCUAAUAUACGACUCUCUGAUGGUAAUAACACCUGCUCUGGUAGAGUGGAGAUCCUGUACAAUAGCCAGUGGGGAACAGUGUGUGAUGAUGACUGGGACAUGAAUGAUGCAGAGGUGGUGUGUCGACAGCUUGGAUGUGGUAAAGCACUCAAUGCCAAUCAAAUUGCCCACUUUGGCUUGGAAGGUGACCCAAUAUGGCUGGAUGAUGUUCAGUGUUCUGGAAGUGAAAGCGACAUCACUCAGUGCUCUCAUAAUGGAUAUGGAGAACACGACUGUCACCAUACUGAAGAUGCUGGUGUUACUUGCUCAGGUAACUUACGACUUGCAGGUGGCACUGACUCCUGCUCUGGUAGAGUGGAGAUCCUGUACAAUAGCCAGUGGGGAACAGUGUGUGAUGAUGACUGGGACAUGAAUGAUGCAGAGGUGGUGUGUAGACAGCUUGGAUGUGGUAAAGCACUCAGUGCCAAUCAAAUUGCCCACUUUGGCUUGGAAGGUGACCCAAUAUGGCUGGAUGAUGUUCAGUGUUCUGGAAGUGAAAGCGACAUCACUCAGUGCUCUCAUAAUGGAUAUGGAGAACACGACUGUCACCAUACUGACGAUGCUGGUGUUACUUGCUCAGGUAACAUACGACUUGCAGGUGGCACUGACUCCUGCUCUGGUAGAGUGGAGAUCCUGUACAAUAGCCAGUGGGGAACAGUGUGUGAUGAUGACUGGGACAUGAAUGAUGCAGAGGUGGUGUGUAGACAGCUUGGAUGUGGUAAAGCCCUCAAUGCCAAUCAAAUUGCCCACUUUGGCUUGGAAGGUGACCCAAUAUGGCUGGAUGAUGUUCAGUGUUCUGGAAAUGAAAGCGACAUCACUCAGUGCUCUCAUAAUGGAUAUGGAGAACACGACUGUCACCAUACUGAAGAUGCUGGUGUUACUUGCUCAGGUACAGAAACACUCUUUCAUAUUAUGACCCUGUCAUCAAUGUACAUUCACGCGUAUGAUAUGAGAAGAAAAAAGGGGCCGGUCAUCAUGAUUUCUGGGUUCACACAGGUCAGAAUUUGUAUUAAUAUUUAAAAUUAA